ACGCGCGCUCUCGCUGGUUAUGGUUACUCUGUGACUUUUUUUUCGUGUUUGACAAGAUGGAGGCGACGAACUUGGCGCUGUCGCCGCGGGAGUCGCUGAAGCCGCGCGCUGAGCACAAAUCGAUGCAGCUGAGCGCUAAACCGAAUCAAGUGAGCACAGUCUUAUUAUACGGCGUGCCCAUCGUCUCCCUUGUCAUUGAGGGCGUCGAGCGCCUCUGCCUGGCGCAGAUCUCCAACACCCUGCUCAAGCAGUUCUCGUACAACGAGAUACACAACCGCCGGGUCGCGCUGGGCAUUACCUGCGUGCAGUGCACUCCCGUCCAGUUGGAGAUACUGAGGCGUGCUGGUGCCAUGCCCGUCUCGUCUAGAAGAUGCGGAAUGAUCACCCGACGGGAAGCCGAGCGGCUCUGCAAGUCGUUCCUCGGGGACAACGCGCCGCCCCGCCUGCCUGACGACUUUGCCUUCGCGGUGCACCACGAGUGCGCCUGGGGGUGUCGGGGGGCGUUCCUGCCUGCUAGAUACAACUCAUCGCGCGCUAAAUGCAUCAAAUGCGCGUACUGUGGCCUCUUCUUCUCCCCCAAUAAGUUCAUCUUCCACUCGCACCGUGUCGGUCCCGGCGACAAGUACGUCCAGCCCGACGCCGCUAACUUCAACUCCUGGCGACGUCACAUGAAGCUCAGUGGAACCCCACCUGAUGAGGUCGUGCAUGCUUGGGAGGAUGUUAAGGCUAUGUUCAAUGGAGGGACUAGGAAGAGGAUGCUGUCUGCUGCUAGAAGAGUCCCUAUGCGCAGGCCAGAGGAGAGCGGCGAAAGCAAGCGCUCAGCGGGCAGCCCGCCCACUGCGCACGCGCCUGUGCCGCGGCUGGCAGACUACGUGUGGGGCGCACGUCUGCCGCUGCCGUAUGCUAUACCUUGGCUGAAGCCCACGCUCUGGACGCCAGGGGCUCUUACAGCGCUAAGCGGCGUAAGCGCAAUAGAGGAGCCGCGCGCAUUUCGUCCAGUGAGAACACACCACCUGGAGUCCCCGCAACUGUCCCCCGCGCUGUCCCCACCACGUUCGCCUAAUAGGUCUAGGUCUCCCAUAGCGUUGUCACCUCGACGGAGUCGCUCUCCGCACAGGUCACCGCCGCGCUCACCUCUCCGCUCGUCCCCACGCUCACCUCCCCGCUCGUCGCCCGCCAGAUCAACCAAAAGUGACCGCGACAGCGACGAGAGUGUUGAUAUUGAAACGACGGAGGAAGACCAACCGAAAGACGUGUCAUGCUGGCCAUGUCGCAGUGCGCCCACGCCCCGGCCGGACGAUUGCUGGCCGGGCUUGGUGCCCAAAGUUGAGAGAGAGGAAGAUAGGGAGCCCUGGCGACUGCCCGACCUGCGGCCUUCGCUGCACUACUUACAUGAUAGAGAAAGGGACGGCUGCGCUGCGUGCGUCGCGCCUCUGCCGCUGCUGCCUCCACCUGCGCCCGCGCCGCAUUAGCACAUACAAUUCGGCUCAUGCAAAUAUUAAACUUCAAAGUGCACCUGCAUAUAUAUUAUAUUAUUUCUACAUAUCUAUAUUACUUAGUAGGUAAAACAUAGUCUGAACGUGCGAAGCAAAGCAGCGUGGCACAGCAGCUACUUAUACUAUUUCUGACUUUCUUAUUUCGAUGUGAUAUCACCCUGUUUCAUUCGGCUGUCCGCUUAAAAAGUAAAUGUAAUUUUUUUAAAGAUUUCACUGUGAUUUUACUUCGUCGCCACAGUCGUAGGUACCUAAUGGCGGGAACUUCAAGUCACAUCACUUUGAUUGCAAUGUAUUCUAUUGUACUCUUAAAAAUUGUAUUUUUGUGCAAUAAAACGUAUAUAAAUAAAUAAAAAAGUAAAUCGUGCUUAUAGUAAGAUCCAAACGAGAUUUUUUCAAAAAAUGUGAAGUAGGAAAAUAUAUUCUGUGUUAGGUACCUAAAUAUUUCGCUAAAAAUAUAAAUCCUGUGCUGUUUUUAGAACGCAUUCAAUGUACAUUAGUAAUGUAAGAUAUUAUUGUUUUCCUGUAAGUAGGUAGAUAUGUACCUAGGUACCUACUAGGAAUAAGAUUUUUUAGGAUUAGCUACCCAUAAGCAAAUAGUUACCUACCUGUAAUGAGUAAGCUAACAUAUAAUUACGUACUAUCUAAGUAAUUAGUAACCAAUGAAAGCAAUCUGUACUAAUGAAUUGAAUUCAUACAAGCAUUUGAUCCUAGGAAGGUAUUUUUAAAGUAAAAUCAUAGUCAAUUGUAAUCUAGUCUAUUCUAGUUUUAAAAAAUUAAAUAAUUUAGGUGCAAUAAAAUUUGAAAACUCAGAAAAUUGUUGAUCACAAUUAGAUAUAAACUUAAAUCAUUAAGUACUUCAUAAUGAGGUUAAUGUUCGCGUCAUUGUAUUAGCACCGCAACCGCACCGCAACCAGCGACCGGGAUACACAUUUCAACUAAAAUUAUAUAUACUUACUAAAAUUAUUUUUGUAAAGUGAAUUACCUAACAUGUAAAUAUGUAACGUGACGACACUCACUCACCAUGCAAAUAUUGAAUGAAUUUUGAAGUAUUGCAUGAACGCGGCACAUUACAUAAAAUACAAAUGUGUCUGGCUGGCUAUGUUGUUCCCGCCUGGCCCAGGCAGUAACUCAAGAGCUGGCUUGAUGUCGCCAGGGAUGAUAUGCGUGCCAAAUAGGGAUGUUAACGACCAUAAUGUUAGCGUAGUCUGACAAAUAGGGAUGCCAACGACCGUGCGAAGUGAAAAAGAAAAUGUAGGAAAGCGGACCCUGGGUUCUAACGCUAAACGGCUGAGGAAGAAACCGGGAAAAUGCUCAGAUGAGGACAGGGUCCUACUGCUGGGCAAGGAUAUUUAUUCCUUUCUUUACCACAAACCUUGUACUUGUGUUGUUUGUACGUUAUGAAAAAUAUAAUUUAAUCGCACAUUGUUCAUAUUCUAGUCAUGUCGUCUAAACUUAUGAAAAAAUACGAGUAUAUAUACAUCAGUACCUAUCUAGUACCUAAGUAGAUAAAAGGCGGCCAACUUUCUGAAUCAGCUUUGGAGAGUGCUAGCUGAAACGGGGCAUGUAGGACGAUUGUAGGUCUAUUUUCAAAGAAUAAGGGACGUAUGGCAGCUUUCAAUCGAAAAAUUUUGUAUAUAGAAUACUAGUCAAGCUAAGAAAAUUAUAACAUGUUUAAUACAUAUCACUACCUAUCUGUAUUAUGUUAGUGAAAAAAAUGCUAAAAGUCAUGUAAUUAUGUAUAUUAUGUACUUAAACAAUAUACCUAUGUAGU
Plodia interpunctella (Indianmeal moth) is the source of this 3267-nucleotide messenger RNA. RefSeq names its product fussel (gene fuss). The record is from RefSeq and is a predicted model, not a curated record. The coding region runs from base 57 to 1472 and encodes 471 amino acids. Gene Ontology annotation, biological process: negative regulation of BMP signaling pathway; negative regulation of transcription by RNA polymerase II. The transcript is spliced from 10 exons. Gene Ontology annotation, cellular component: nucleus; transcription regulator complex. NCBI's taxonomy places the organism in Eukaryota, Metazoa, Arthropoda, Insecta, Lepidoptera, Pyralidae. Gene Ontology annotation, molecular function: DNA-binding transcription factor activity, RNA polymerase II-specific; RNA polymerase II cis-regulatory region sequence-specific DNA binding; SMAD binding.